Messenger RNA from Phytophthora sojae, 4516 nucleotides. RefSeq lists its product as hypothetical. Gene Ontology annotation, biological process: phosphatidic acid biosynthetic process; nucleobase-containing compound metabolic process. The record is from RefSeq and is a predicted model, not a curated record. Lineage: Eukaryota; Oomycota; Peronosporomycetes; Peronosporales; Peronosporaceae. Gene Ontology annotation, molecular function: 3'-5' exonuclease activity; nucleic acid binding; protein binding. Bases 1 to 4470 code for a protein of 1489 amino acids. The transcript is spliced from 11 exons.
AUGAAGGAGUAUCGCUGGGAGGAGGACGAGGUGUCGGGGCCGCUGCUGCGUCAACUGCUGACCGCCGAGGAUUAUUCCUCAUGGGAGACGCGUGCAUUCCUGCGUCCAAUCUUCCGCUGGAUGAAGGUCGGUCUGCGCAAGGACGGCAGUCGCGAGGACGCGGCCGUCGAGAAGGCGUUCGCAUUCGUGGAGUGGCUGGUGCUGCUGGCCACGCAGGGCGACAGCACGCGCGGCAUCCCGCAGCUGCCGAUGCUUCAGCCUAGCUACGCGCUCAACACAAUCGUCACGGCCAGUCAGCGAGCUGGCAGCGUGCGGGAGGCCCAGCGCGCCUUUGACCUGCUGGAGGUGCACGGCUACCAGCCAGACGUGUUCACGUACACGGCGCUAAUCGACGUCAUUGCGCGGAACGGAGACUUGCCCGCUGCUAUUCAAGCAUACGAGGAGAUGCGGCAGUCGACGUCCAAGCCGAACGUCGUGACCUACACGACGCUGGUUCGAGCAGUGGGGCUGAGUGACAAAGUUGGGGCGGAGCAGUGCUUGGUGUUCCUCGAUCAUGCACGGGAUGAUGGGGCUUUUGACGAGGCUUUGUUUCUGGAAGCUCUGGAGACGUGUGCACGGAGGAAAGAGCGCGCGGUGGCGACCCGCGUGCUGAAUGAGAUUGCAGCUCAUUCGCCGAAGCUCCGCGCGGACGAUCGGUUCUUUUACACGGUGGGCCAGGUUGCCAAGUUGUUGGACUACGACGGUUUGGAGCCCGUGCUUGCUGAGUGGCUCGAGAGCGGCGUGCUGAACCAAGACGAGCGAGACCGAGUUGAGAAGCUGCAGGCGGAAGAGGGGAAGUCGACCGCGGACGGCUCGAAAACGCUGGGCUGUCUGGGGCACCAGACGUCUCAAUCUGUUCGAAAGGCGGUUGUUCAUCAUGACAUUAACCGCCUGAUCUCUCGCAUUCAGAGCGGUUCGCUGGUGACUGUAAAUGACUUUGAGACACUCAUUCACCAGUGCAGGAAGCGGAAAUGGAAGGAAGACGUUUCCGUCAUUAUUGAUGCUAUGCGUGAACUCGCGACCAAGGGUUGGCAGCCUUCAGGCGAUGGCGACGACAGCGAAGGCGAGCCCAUCCCUCCCCAGCCACAGCUUCAGCUCACAUCGAAGACGUACGUUUCCAUCGUCGAUGCAUACAUGUGCUGCGGUGACGAGCCUCUUGCAUGGCAAGUAGUCCAAGAAAUUGACGCUUUGCCGGAUAUCACUCGAGAGCUGCCGUUAUACCGCAAGUUUGUUCGGGGCGCAUACUUGCUCACGAAUUGCGAUCAUAUCGCCGAGCUAAUUGCCCUGGCGCGUGAAGACAAGGUUGUAUUCACGCAGCGAAUGGGUGUCGAGAUCGCACGUAUGUUUGGAUACCGCCACAAGGAGGGGUUCGAGCUCCUAGUGCACGAACUUCCUCUUGGUGAGACUGGCGUGCAAGCGAGAAAACAAGGAUUUCUGGAAGAAUUGGUGAAGUCUUGUGCCUACAAGAACAACUCGGUUGGGGCAGAGGAAACGCUGCAGGCUAUGCUGAAGCACGGCUUCUGUCGUUCUGCUGCCACCGAAACAGCGCUUUUCAUGUGCUGUAUUCAGCAUGACACGGUUUCGGAGGCCCAAGCGAUGCUGCAGCACUUCCAAGAAUCACCUUUGAUGAUGCCGGUGCCAGUCUACGACUCGCUGCUGCGUGAAUUCUACUUCAAAUACACGCGGCGUGGGAACGCAUUCGAUGAAUCGUCACGCAAAGUCGCAAUGAAGACGCUUUAUGCUCGGCGGGCAAUCUUCGAGCAAGUGUAUUGGUGUUCAAGAGCGAAUUUAUCCUGCUCCCCAUUGAUGUUUUCGCAGCACGCAAUGCAAGUUCUGACGACUAGUCGAGACAAGGACUCCAAGAACGCAGCCGAACAGUCCAUUCGGGACGCGCUCUUGAUCACCCCCGAUCCCUGCCUCUUUUUACUGCAGUCGGUCGUCUCGCUACGCUUCCUCGACUUGACGUUUAGAACACUGGGCAAGUUGGCGAAGCAGUUGCUUGUGGUGGUGACAGACGAGCUCCCGAUGGAGGAACGACAUGCGGAGUACUGCGUGAGCCAGCUGCCACUGCUGUCAGUUCACAUUGUGAAAGAGCUGGACGACAUCGUGUACUUGCAUCGGUCGCACCGAUCGGAACUGCUGGCGUUCUGCCUCGAUGCACUUGAGACGGAUAGCGUUGACAAGACCAUGGGUUUCUUGAUGCGCCGCCCGGAGCUGUACGAUGCGGAGACAGCGUCGUACCUUGGACCAAAGUUCGCUGAGAUGUUCGUAUAUGGCGGGGUCAGCAACGUGCUCAUGUUCUUCAAGUCGGACAUGGAUGACUCGCUGGAAAUGCGCCGGCAAUUCGUUCGAGAAGUGAUCGAGGUAGAGAACGCUGCUGCCGAGGAAGAUGAGGACGAGGAGGGCUCGUCCAGUUUCAGGAACACGUACAAGGCAAUCAGGGAGUUCAAGCUAGAGCACGAGGCGGAGUUCAUGCCGUACAUGAUGCAGGCCCGCGCAGCAAUGCCAAAGCCCGUGUACGCGGACGCGUCGGCCACCCCCGCUGACGAUACUGCGUAUUUGAAGAUCCCCCUGGCUCAAGAUCGUAUCAUAGUGGUUGACAACGACGAGGCUCUGUCCGCGGCGACGGAGCUACUGAUGCGCGACAGCGUGACUCGACUGGGCCUCGACGCCGAGUGGCGCCCCGAUAGCCGAGCAGCGGUGCCGUCCAAGUGCUCCAUCUUGCAGGUCGCUUGCGACGACUACGUGUUCAUUUUUGACUUCGUGGAGAUGGCGCUGGGCGACUUGGAGGAGCUGUUCGAGCACUUGUUCGCUUCCGAGAGGAUCGCUAAGAUCGGGUUCGCCAUCGAUGGCGACAUCAAGCGACUGCGGUGGUCGUUCCCAGACGUCAAGUGCUUCGACACGUUCGUCAACGUGCUUGACUUUUCCUUCGAGACGCUGGAGGCGACGACGCACCUUACCUACAUCAAGCAGGCACUCGGGUAUCCGCUGUCGAAGCUGCAGCAGAAGAGCGACUGGGAGCGCCGGCCUCUGACGCCGCAGCAGGUCGCGUACGCUGCGCUGGACGCGUACUGCUUGCUGAUGCUGCAAGACGCCGUCGCCAACAAACACCCAGGGACCUCGCAGGAGACCUCGCCCCCCUUCGUUCGCUCGAUGUCGUCGCCCGCCACGCCCGCGCAGGUCCUGCAGGACGUGCGCUUCGAGGAGCGUCUCGCCGAGGUGGAGGCGCGGCUGCCGGCCACGCUGGCGCUGGCGCAGAGCGGGUCGCUGGCCAGGCGCAACCAGGCGCGGCGCAAGCUCUACCGCGACAGCGAGCUCAUCCGCGUCGAGCUGGAGGAGCGCAUGAACGCGCUGGGCAUCGAGGCCCAGUGGCUCUCGGCGCCCGAGAUGCAGGCGGCCAACGCCAAGCUGGACGUCGUGCGCAAGCAGCUCAAGCUGGACGUGCUGCCGGCCAGCGCCUCGCCGCUCGAGAAGCUCUACAUGGUGGUGCGCAUGCUCACGAUGGCGCUGGUGCUCGUGGGCUGGCUCAGCUGCGUGACGCUGCUCAUCCCGCUCAAGUGGCUCAACCCGUUCCUCACGCGCAUGGGCGUCAAGAAGAACUACCUGCCCAUGGACAUCGUCUCGUGGGGCACGGCCGCCAUGGUGUGCGUCACGGCCUGCACCGACAUGAAGGUGGAGGGCACGGAGAACCUGCUCAACCUGAAGGACUCGGUGGUCUGCAUGUUCAGCCACUCGUCGAACCUGGACGGAUUCAUUGUCAACGGAUCGUCGCCUGUGGCCUUCAAGUUUGCAGCUAAGAAGAGCAUCUUCCUGGUGCCGUUCCUGGGCUGGUCGGCGCGCUGGGGCUUUGACUUCGUGGCCAUUGAUCGUUCGCACCGAUCGUCGGCAUUGAAGAGCUUGAAGGAGCUGGCCGUGUCGGUGAACGAACAUGGCAACUCGGUCUGCAUCUCGCCUGAAGGCACGCGCUCCAAGGACGGACUGCUGCAGGAGUUCAAGAAGGGGCCCUUCUACCUGCGCGAGGACACGAAGAAGAACGUCGUGCCCUCCAUUGUGUUCGGCGCCUACGAGCUGUGGCCUCCUGGACGCCUGUUCAGCAUCCCCGGCCACACGCUGGUGCGUUACCUGCCCGAGUACAAGUCGGACCCGAACCUGAACCGCAACCAGAACCGAUUGGCGCUGCGCCGCAUCUACCUCAAGGCCUUCACGGAGGACGUACCGGACUACAUCGGCACUCGCGUGAGCACCAACUUCAUCGUGAAGAACAUCUUCUACCACUACCUCGCCUGGGCGAUCACGUACAAGGUCACGUCGUGGGCGUUCGCGGUCAUCAGCUUCGUCUGCUACGCGCUCAACAUCACUUACGGCACCUUCAUGCUGUUCUCGCUGGUCAUGAUGGUUGCGGGCGAAGCCCUCAUGUUCUUCACCUGCUAAGCCAGCCCGGGACGAUGCCAAGCGCUGUCUGUCCUCUCGACGAACU